AUGCGAUCGCUCAAUCGCUUCAUAUUCUUUCUCUCUACCUUGUCGGUAGGGCAUACGCUGCAGACCCAAAGUCAACUGGGGUUCUGUGCUUGGAACCCUCGGUCUUCGCUCCUUGGUCAUCAUGCCUGCUCAAUUACCGAUGAAACUCACCUCUCUUCCGGCGAGGGCCUGGAGGGGAACGCAUCCCAAGGAUAUCCUCCCAACGAGGUCAACGAAGCUGUCUGGUCGAGACGAGACGACUGCAUUGAUAAAUACUGCAUCUGGGUGAACCAAGGUUUCUUCGAACGGGGUAUAGCUGUGGUUACCACGGCGCAAAACUACCAGCAAAUCAAACACUUGCCAAGUUCUGCAACUGAUACCAAAGAUAAUAAUGACAGAUUUUCAUUCGUCGAUGUUCCGGGUAGAGGGAAAGGCCUUGUUGCCAACAAGGCCAUCCGCCGAGGGGAGCCCAUCGUGGCUGCGAAGCCCGCGUUGCUGGUUCAUCGAGGUCUAUUCGAAGACCUCAGCCCAGAAGAUCUCUAUGAGCUCCUGGAUAUGGCUGUUGAUAGUCUACCCAAGACUGGAAGAGAAAGCUACAUGGCGCAGGCGGGGGAAAUGGGCGGACACCUGGCCACUAACAUCCUGUUCACGAACUCGUAUCAGAUCAACCUCGGGGAGCCCGAUGGCUUUCACUACGGCACUUAUCCAGAUGUGUCAAGACUGAAUCACGAUUGCAGGCCGAACCUGGCUUUCUACAUCGACCAGAACUUGACGCAUCACACUCGCGCAGUGAGAGACAUCAAGCCUGGGGAGGAGCUCACCGUCUCAUACAUCGAUCCCCUGCAAGUACGGAUUGCUCGUCAGGAACGACUUCGCAACACGCUCGGUUUCUCUUGCGGGUGCUCACAGUGCAGCCUACCCAAGAGCGAGGCAGAUGCUUCCGACGCCCGACUUCUCUCCAUCCAGGAGAUCGAGAGUGAGCUCUCCGACUUCAACAGUCAGGCAGCGUCGCCAGCUAUGAUUGAACGGCUUAUGACUCUGUAUGAGGAGGAGCGUCUGGUUUUCAACAUGGCGGGUGCUUACACAUUUGCGGCGCUUAAUCACAACUUAUCUGGCAGGGCGGAGAUGGCGCAGAAGUAUGCGCGAAUGGCUGUCGAGGCAGACAUACUUGAGGAAGGGCCUCAUUCUUCGGAUGUGCAAUCAAUGCAGAUUCUGGCGAGCAAUCCAAAAGGCCAUUGGUCUUUUAACUUGAAGCCUGGUCGAUGCACCCUCUCUUCUCUCUUGUCAUCAUUUCAACUAGCACUGACUCAUUAA
This is a messenger RNA of Anthostomella pinea, 1293 nucleotides long. NCBI's taxonomy places the organism in Eukaryota, Fungi, Ascomycota, Sordariomycetes, Xylariales, Xylariaceae. The record is from the annotation of a GenBank genome assembly.